AUUUUGACGUAGGCAAGAGGAAGGAGGCAAAAUAGACUUGUCAGUAGCACGUUGAGAUCGACCACGGAGUCCCCACUUCGCCGUGAUCCCCCCUACAGUAGGGCCCUACUCCCUCCCCUCCACCGGCGACUCCGCGUCUCCGCCGAGCUGGUAGCAUUCGCGCCUCGACUUUGAGCCGCCGUCGGCCUCCUCCGCCUCCGCUCCGGCGGGUCACGGGGCCGCGUGGAUGGAGUAAUCGAGCCCGGCCCUGAGUUGCGGGUCGUCGGCGACAUCCCCCGCCCUCUUCCGCCAUCGACGCAUCCGGCGCAGAGGAACCUUACCUGGCUGGCCUCCCCGCCCCGCCGCCGCCGCCGCCGCAUCACCCGCCUCCAGCGACCCACACCGCCGCGGGGCGCUCCGCUCGCCCGCCACACCCACCCGGCGCAUGCAGAGCGGCGCCACGAGGGGCGAGAGCGCGCUACCCGCGUGCACGCGGCGGCGAUCACAGGCCGCAGAACCUCGUGGCCCCCGCCCGGCAGUGCAACGCCGCCGUCGUCCGCGUCAUUCUCCGGAUCUCCCCCCUACGGCGAGCAAAGGCAUUCGUCACGUCAUCCAGCAGCGCAAGCCAACGGGGUCGCCGACGGUAAGCGGCGGCGGUAGGCGGCAGCUGCAGCGGUCGCUAGUGGUGAGAUCCUUGGCUUAACAACCGCGAAUUCAGGAGUCCUAAUUCCGAUUUCUCCCUAAAUUGGGAGGCCCAUUGCUGAGAAACAAUCUCGCCCGGCGGCGCCUAUGUGGUCUCUCUCCCUCGUUUUCCUUAACAAGAUACAGAUUCCGAGAGGAAAUAAGUAGUAGGAGACUAAAACGGAAGUCGACGCCGGUUUCCUCAAUUCGUGGACGGACGAGCAAUCGUGGGUUCGUGGUCAUGAGAUUGGGGUACGUGCUGCUGAAGCGCUUGCAGCGAGAGCGUCGUCGUCGUCGUCGACGACAUGCCCUAGUCCCCGUUGUUGCAGAUGAGUCUAUUGCCUCACCAGAGAAACGAAAGGGCUCAUGUUAUCAACAAGAUGACAGUCCUCGCAGUAGCAAAAAGAUGAGAUAUUCAGGUCCAGACCUUCCUGAGGAAAUGUGGCAGCAUAUACAUUCCCUUAUGCCAAUGAAAGACGCUGCCCGUGUUGCCUGCUUGUCUUCUGCCUUUCUAUACUCUUGGAGAAACCGUCCCAAACUCUCCUUUAGUACUGAAACAAUGGGUAUCGUUGAAGGUACAACGGAUUUCAUCAGAAAAAUUGAUCGCGUUAUGAAAAAACACUCAGGCAUUGGUGUGAAGGCUCUUACGAUUGAGUUCAAUGGUCUCUUCAGUACCAAAGCACGCAGUUACCUCGAAAGAUGGCUUCAAAUUGCUGUUACUCCAAGGAUCGAAGAGCUCAGCCUCUCGAUGUCCAAGGGAAAGUCAUAUUAUGACUUUCCUUGCUCACUUCUAUCUGAUGGGAGUGGAAGCUCGAUUCGGCUUCUUGAUCUUUACCGCUGUACCUUUCGCCCCACUGCGGAGAUUGGUUGCUUUCAAAGCUUGACGAGGCUGCAUCUGGAGUAUGUGAGUAUCACGGGGGAUGAGUUGGGGUGCGUUUUUUCCACUUCGUUUGCUUUGGAGUGGUUGAAACUCCGGCUUUGCCGUCAUAUAAAAUACAUGAAGUUGCCUUGUGUGCUACAGCGGCUGACCUAUGUGGAAGUGCGUGGAUGCUCCAGGCUGAGAGUAAUAGAGAACAAAGCUCCAAACCUUCACAGUUUGCACAUUUUUUAUCAACCUUAUCACCCUAUAAAACUCUCCUUUGGAGAGUCAUCUCUGGUGAAGAACCUAAGGAUUGGGUAUUCCUCUGUUCUCGAUCAUGCUUGCGCGGAGCUACCAUAUAUUUUUCCAAACCUCGAAACUCUUACCAUAGGCUUGUUGGGUGAGAUGGUCAAUACACCAAUGGUGCCUAACACUUUCCUCCUUCUCAAGUACUUGUGCAUUACUCUUUCUGCAGUAACUCUCUCUCCAUCAUAUGAUUAUUUGUCUCUGGUUUCCUUUCUCGAUGCCUGCCCUUCCUUGGACACUUUCAUCGUGGAUGUAUCUGCAAAACACCCGAAGAACGAUUCAAUUUUCGAGAACCCCUCACAUCUAAGGCAGUUGCCAGAGCAACGCCAUGACAACCUCCGGAAUGUGAAGAUCACUGGAUUCCGCUCCGCAAAGAGCUUGUUCGAGCUAACAUAUCAUAUUCUCGAGAAUACAUCAGUUGAAUGUCUUACAUUGGACACCAGUUUUGAGUCUUUCAGAUGUUCUCCCGGCAAACCUGGUAGAUGCUUGCAAACGUCAAAGGAUGAUCCCAUGGAAGCCUCUAAAGCACUCUUCGCUAUCAGAACAUACAUCGAGGGAAAAGUUCCCUCCACGGUUAGACUAAAUGUGGUUGAGCCUUGCAGCCGUUGCCAUGUUAUGGAACCUUUUACUGUCGAAAGUAACAGCGGAAAUGAAAUGCAGUAACACAACAUGCAGAGGGGAGUGUUGUACGUUGCGUGCAUCAUGUAGUAACUGCGUUUCUCUGUGCACUGUACUACUGUAUGUGCAUGUUGGAGUGCUGAACUUGCCCCUUGUCACCAGGAUGCAGAAUAAUAAUUGCCUCGUUCAUCAUAAUCAUUCAUCGAGUGAUUUUGUGUAAAUCCAGAUGGCUUCUACAUUGUCCCUUUAGAUUUAUACACACCGUUUUUAGCUGCGUAGUUCCAAGAGUUUUGUUGUACCAGGAUAGAGUGACAGGCUGCUCUUUUUAUUGGAAACUCUAUGUCUAGUAUUUGCCUCUGUAAUAGUAUUACAUGGAAUGAGAUCAAAGUUGCAUAUA
Molecule: messenger RNA, 2840 nt
Organism: Oryza sativa Japonica Group (Japanese rice)
Lineage: Eukaryota; Viridiplantae; Streptophyta; Magnoliopsida; Poales; Poaceae
Product: FBD-associated F-box protein At1g66310
Molecular function (GO): protein binding
Source: RefSeq, a predicted model, not a curated record